AUGCCUCCUCAGCUCUCUGACGACGAGAUGUCCGACGAUGGGUUCGGAUUUCCCAUCCACCGGAACAGAACCACCCACAGUGGAAGCGCGGAGCUAGAGAAGAACGGCAAAGAAGAGGCGUAUGAAUCCCUCAUGGUGGAGUCGGAAGACGAUGAGGAAGAGGACGAGAUUGGCGAGGACGAGUUCGUACCCCUCAAGUUCAUGCAAGAUCUCGGCCCUAAAACAGCUAUUACGGGCGAAAUCAAAUUCGAAGUCAAGUGGGAAGGUUACGAGAAGAAGAGCGAUCGAACAUGGGAGCCCGAAGAAAACCUUGAGACUGCUUCCAAAAUCCUAAACGAGUACCUUGCGUCGGCCGGCGGAAAAGAGGCAAUAAUGGAGGCAUACGAGGAGAAGAAGGCUGAAUUACGACCGAAAAAGGGACGCAAGAGGGGUCGGGCCAGCUUAGAGGCAAAUAAUGGGACAGUUCCGAAGCGAGGUCGUAAGAGCCAUCCUGAAUCUUCUACCCCCCCACGCAGCGCUGGAGCACAGUUUUCGCCUCCGUCAGGGAGUUGGGAGGACGAGAUUACGAAAAUUGAUGCGUGUGAAGGCCAUGACGGAGAGGUUGUUGUUUACCUGACUUGGAGGGAGGGGCACAAAACCCAGCACCCCCUCGAGCAAGUAUAUAAGCGCUGCCCGCAGAAAAUGUUGCGGUUCUACCAAAGCCAUUUGGUUUUUAAGAAGAGCGACACCGAAAACUACAAGAAUGAUUCCGACGACUAUAAGACGGGCGGAGCACUCUGA
Molecule: messenger RNA, 780 nt
Organism: Venustampulla echinocandica
Lineage: Eukaryota; Fungi; Ascomycota; Leotiomycetes; Helotiales; Pleuroascaceae
Exons: 6
Coding region: 1-780 (259 amino acids)
Biological process (GO): chromatin organization; negative regulation of transcription by RNA polymerase II
Cellular component (GO): nucleus; pericentric heterochromatin
Molecular function (GO): chromatin binding
Source: RefSeq, a predicted model, not a curated record